CCGAGUUGAGCAGCGGCGCGCACGGGGCCAUUUGCAGCGCAAGCAGCCUAGCGUGCGGCCGCGGCGCCCAGGUCGGAAGGGAGGCGGCACCAUGGAGCUGAAGAAGGACAUCAACACCGUGUCUAUCGACAUGCUGCUGAUCGUGCACUCGGAAAAGCGGCGCGCCGCACAGGGCGCGCACUCAGACCAGCAGGCGGACCCGAGCGCACUGCUGCAGUGCCGAGGAGGAUUCCAAGGCGUUGGAAAUGGAGUCCGAAGAUGGCAGAAAUUAGAAGGAAAUGAACUGCACGAAAACUUGGUGGAGAAGCAGCACCCUCAGCAGCCCCAGGUCAUCACUUCCUACGACAGCCAAGGAACACAACUGACUGUGGAAGUCCACCCUCGAGAUGCCAUGCCCCAGCUGCUCAAGAAGUUCUCCUUGGCUAAACGUUUACAAGGUGAUAAAAAUGGAAACACAAGACCCCGGCAACCUGGAGGGAAAGACGCCCAUGCCUACCCCUGGGAUCGAUCCAGCCUGAAAUCCAUGUCCCUGGACCUGCAGCAGUUUGAGAAACUGGAUAUCUAUGCCUCACAGGUGACAGCCAAGAGUGGCCUGGAUGAACUGGUGAGUGACCUGCUCCAAGAGGCCCACACUGACCUGGAAAGAGUCCGUGCCAUCUGGAUCUGGAUUUGCCAUCACAUAGAGUACGACAUUGUGGCUGCCCAGGAGAAGGACCGCCAAGUCUUCAAACCCACUGACAUCCUGCGGACCCAGAAAACCAACUGUGAUGGCUACGCUGGCCUCUUUGAGAGAAUGUGCAGGAUCGCUGGAGUGCAGUGUAUGACUGUACCUGGGUACUCCAAGGGCUUCGGCUACCGGACAGGGCAGAGCUUCUCCGGGGAGUUUGACCACGCCUGGAAUGCUGUGUACCUCGAGGGAAGAUGGCACCUGGUGGACAGCACCUGGGGCAGCGGCCUGGUGGACACCACCACCUCCAAAUUCACCUUCCUCUACAAUGAGUUCUACUUCCUCACCCACCCUGCACUAUUCAUUGAGGACCACUUCCCAGACAACAAGAACUGGCAGCUGCUAAAACCUCCUCAAUCUCUGAGGCAGUUUGAGAACAACAUGUACCACAAGAGUGAAUUCUACAACAAAGGGAUGCUGAGUGCCCACCCGGAGACCCCCAUGAUCAGAACAGUGAACGGGAAGGCCACGGUCACCAUUGAGAGCUGUGCCCCAACUCUGUUCAUGUUCAUGCUCAAUGGCAAGCAGGAGCAUGGGCUGCUGAGCCUCAGGAAGAACGGAAUGAAGCUGGAGGUGUACCCUCCAACCAUGGGCACUCACAAGCUGCAGAUCUUCGCCAAGGGCAACUCCGACAUCUACAGCUCAGUGCUGGAGUACACACUCAAGUGCAACUAUGUGGACAUGGGUGUCCGGCUGCCCGCUGAGCUUCACCAGCCCAUAGGCCCCAGCUGGUUCUCGGAGCAGAUGGGCAUCAUGAAGCCCUCUCACCCUGACCCUAUCAUCCACACCAGCGAUGGGCGCUGCUCCAUCAGCUUCAGCGUGGAGGAGGGCAUCAGCGUCCUGGCUUCCCUCCAUGGGGAUGAUGGCCCCAUCACUGAGGAGACACAGCGGCGCUACAUCUUCCAGCUGCACCGGGAGAAGCGGACCGAGCUGAAAGUCCAGCUGCCCCAUGCCGGCAAGUUUGCCCUCAAGAUCUUUGUCAAGAAGAGGCAGGAACCAGGAAACUACAUCUUUGUCUUCAAUUACCUCCUAUGCUGUGCCAACACCAAGGUGAACUGGCCCAUGUUCCCUGAGAGCUUUGGCAACUGGGGGCAGGGCAAUGAGCUGCUGGAGCCUCUGUCGGGUGUGCUUCCUGCCAACCGGCACAUCCCAUUCAAAUUGAAGCUGCACGGUAUGGCCAAAGUCCUGGUAAAGGGGCAGGACACAUGGCCCCUGACCCUGAACCACGAGGGCUACUGGGAGGGCAGCUGCAGCACAGCUGGCUGCCAGGAAGUCUAUGUCAUGGUGCUAGAGAAUGCCAACCACAGCUUCUACUCCUACAUCCUGAAAUACAAAGUGAAUGCCCAGUGAGGCCUGUGCCCCUGUCUUCCCAUCCCAAAGGGCCAAGGCCAAACCUCCCCAGGGAGGGCUCAAGGGAAGUGCAGGGAGCCCUGGAUACCACUGAGUCUGCAUGAAAUGCCUUCUAGGCCUCUGCCUCAGUCUCCCUCCUCUGCCACAGGAGCUGUGAUUUUUGUGUUCUGAAGCCUUCACUCAGUUGUGGCUGUGACCGAGGGGACAGAAGCAGUGGCUCUUUAGAAGAAAAAGGUGCUAUGUAAAUCCAAGGUAUUGUAAACUGUA
Cebus imitator (Panamanian white-faced capuchin) is the source of this 2344-nucleotide messenger RNA. RefSeq names its product kyphoscoliosis peptidase (gene KY). Lineage: Eukaryota; Metazoa; Chordata; Mammalia; Primates; Cebidae. The record is from RefSeq and is a predicted model, not a curated record. The transcript is spliced from 11 exons. The coding region runs from base 92 to 2077 and encodes 661 amino acids.